This is a messenger RNA of Scophthalmus maximus (turbot), 3763 nucleotides long. Its product is annotated as hsFATP2a_ACSVL_like domain-containing protein. NCBI's taxonomy places the organism in Eukaryota, Metazoa, Chordata, Actinopteri, Pleuronectiformes, Scophthalmidae. Bases 879 to 2741 code for a protein of 620 amino acids. Gene Ontology annotation, molecular function: long-chain fatty acid transmembrane transporter activity; long-chain fatty acid-CoA ligase activity. The record is from RefSeq and is a predicted model, not a curated record. The transcript is spliced from 12 exons.
CCUGCGGCCCCGACCUUCAGUGUACAAUCGUGGACUUGAGUCUCGUCUCACCGCCGUUCAUCUGCUUCGAGGAGGAGACCUUCACCUACCAGGACGCCGACGAGCUCAGCAACCCGGGCCACCAGGGUGUUCCUGCAGAGCGGACUCGUCCGAGGGGGCGACGCGGUGACGAUGUUCCUGGGGAACGAGGCGAUGUUCACGCGGCUCCGGCUGGGCCUGAUGAAGAUCGGAUGUUCCGCCACUUUCCUCAACUGCAGCAUCUGGUCCAGGUCCCUGUUGCACUGCUUCAGCUGCAGCCUUUGAGUCGAACCAGGUGGCGUUGAGCCGCGUCUGCUGUUUGAUGCUGGCGUCCGGCUCGAGCACCUUGGAUGCAGACGCCUGCUGAGCCUCACUGAAUUUGCCCGGAGGAGCCAAGUGGAAAAUAAACUGAAUGAGUUGAUAGAGUCUGACGUCCCACCCCAGCAGCCAGCAGCAGUCAGAAACCAACUCAACACAACACACAACCAGCGACACAAGCUCACAGCCUGGCUGAAACAAAUGAAUCUACUACAGUCACAAAACUAGUGGAUGGAUGGCGACGCCACGAGAGAGUGACAUCACCGUUGUGGGAUAUUGGUGCAAACACCGGGGAAUGUGUGGCAACAACAACCCCCCGAUCUGGACACUUGAAACCGCUGCGCAGUGGAGGAGGGGUCAGAGGAGAGAGCUGGUGAACUUUGUCACAAAUAAGCCGAGCGCCGCGCAGAGGGAGCGCAGCGCAGCGCGUCUCCUCCGCUCAGUCUCUCUCCUCCUCUCUCUCUCUCUCUCUCUCUCUCUCUCCCUCCCUCUCUCCCUCUCUCUCAGACACUCGUGCCUCCGGCUCCGUGUCGCCCUGCACCAUGUCCAUCUGCCUCACGGUCCUGGUCGGCCUGGCCAUCCUGUGCCUGUCGCUGCUCGGCACACUGUCCCCGUACUUCGGCGAGGACUGCGCGUACAUCCUGCGGAGCGUGCGCCUCGGCGCCAGGCUCGUCAAGUACAAGAGAGUCAAACCCUUCUACAGCCUCCUGGAUCGCUUCCUGGACGCGGCCCGGGCUCACCCCGCCAAGACCUUUGUGCACUUCGAGGGUCGAGAGUAUUCUUAUGGCGAGGUGGACAAGCGGAGCAACCAGGUGGCCCGCGCCCUGCAGGCGGACGCGCGGCUGAAGGAGGGGGACGCGGUCGCCCUGUUCCUCGGCAACGAGCCCUGCUUCGUGUGGACCUGGCUCGGGUUGGCCAAACUGGGAUGUCCCGCCGCCCUGCUGAACUUCAACAUCAGGUCCAAGUCCCUGCUGCACUGCUUCUCCUGCUGCGGGGCCAAAGUGCUCAUCGUCUCCCCAGAGCUGCAGGACGCCGUGGAGGAGGUUCUACCGAUGCUGAGGGAGCAGGGCAUCGCCGUGUACAUCCUGUCGGACAGCUGCGGCGUCCAGGGCAUCAACUCUCUGUCCGACAAGAUCUCCCGGGCCUCAGAUGAGCCUCUGUCCCGGGACCUCAGAGCCAACGUCACUAUCAGGAGCACCGCUCUUUAUAUCUAUACGUCAGGCACCACAGGUUUGCCCAAAGCAGCUGUUGUCACCCACGAGAGGGUGUGGGCCGCCUCCUUCCUCCAGGCGGCAUGUGGAAUCACAGCAGACGACGUCUUCUACAUCAACCUCCCCAUGUAUCACAGCGCAGGCUUCCUCAUCGGGAUGGCGGGAGCCAUUGAGAGAGGUAUGACCGUUAUUCUGAAGAGAAAGUUCUCUGCCUCUCAGUUCUGGGACGACUGCAGGAAAUAUAAUGUGACAGUGAUGCAGUACAUCGGGGAAACAAUGCGCUACCUCUGCAACACGCCCAAGAAAGACAACGAGAAGGACCACAAAGUGAGGAUCGCCAUUGGCAACGGGGUCCGGACGGACAUCUGGUCGGAGUUUCUGGAUCGCUUCGGCGACAUCAAAGUCAGAGAGUUGUACGCCGCCACGGAGGGAAACAUCGGCUUCAUAAACUACACGUCCAAGAUCGGAGCGGUGGGGCGGAUCAACUUUGUCCACAGGUUUUUCUUCCCCUACACGUUGAUCAAGUUCAACAUCGAGAGGGAGGAGCCAGUCAGAAACUCUGAGGGUCUGUGUGUCGAGGCAGCCACAGGUGAGACGGGACUAUUGGUGGGAAGGAUCACUCAGAGGUCUCCCUUUGUCGGGUACGCUGGCAACACGCAGCAGACGGAGAAGAAGAGGCUCUACGACGUUCUGAAGAAGGGCGACAUGUACUUCAACACGGGCGAUCUGCUUCGGUUCGACCACGAGAACUUUGUGUACUUCCAGGAUCGAGUCGGCGACACGUUCAGAUGGAAAGGAGAGAACGUCGCCACGUCGGAGGUGGCCGACAUCCUCACGAUGUCUCGCUGCAUUUUGGAGGCGAAUGUCUACGGUGUUAAAGUUCAAGGUCAUGAAGGGCGCAUCGGCAUGGCAACGGUCACGUUGAAAGAAGGAAAAGAUUUUGACUGUUCGGACGCCUACAAGCAAGUGGUCAACUACCUGCCCGCCUACGCGAGACCUCGAUUCAUCAGAAUACAACCCUGCCUGGAGUUGACGGGGACGUUCAAGAUGAAGAAAGUGAAGCUGGUGGAGGAGGGAUUCAACCCGGCGCACAUCGGCGAUCCCUUGUACUUCCUGGAUCCCGAGAAAAAGAGCUAUAUCCCCAUGACGGAGGAGAUCUACGGCGCGAUCGCGGCGAGGGAAAUCAAACUCUAACUCUGUUUUGUUCACAGAGGUUGAACAGCACAUCUCGUGGACACUUUUUCUUUCUUUUUUUAAACGCAAUCGACUAAUCUCAGGGGCACACUGACUGUGAUACGUCACGUCGUCAUCAUGGUCAUCUCAAGAGAGACCACUGAACACAACUACCUUUCAUCAUCUCUACCGGUUUGUAAAUGCUGACAGAUUGAUAUGCAGGUAUGUCUCACUACUGUUGUACUUUUAAUAAUUAAACUCUGAUUCUCUUUCCCCCUCCCACCCUCUCAAUUUAGGAUGAAUUGUUGCCUGUACAUUUUUUUCUUUAGUUUAAAGCCUGAUUUUAUUAUUUCACAUUAGACUGAAGAUAAGGUGGCGUUUAAAAAACAAAUUCAGGAUUCCAACUUAUUAAGCCUACUCAUGUCACAAAUCAGCGGUGGGUUUAUCAGUGUACCUUUGCACUGAUGGUACACAGCCAGUCUUUAUCAGAUUGUGUGUGACGACUCUUUCUGUUAACCCACAGUGUUAUCAUGUAACGGUAGCGGGGAAUGUCUCUGUCUUUGGUUAAAUCUGCCCUGUCAUUAAUCUACCAGCGUGCUUGUAACCACAUUUGUGGGCCGAGUCGCCGUGCGGCGAGUGACUCUGAGGGGAUCACUGACCUCUGACAUGAAACAACACUCAGACAUUGUCACAAGCUGUGUCAUACGGCAAACAUGACCGCACAAAGUCAAAGAAAGUUGCAUCAUUCUUAGUGUCGUCUGACAGAAUUUGAACUUCCUCCUUCGCUUAAAAAUGUGUUUUUACCUAUUGAGCAAAUGUCCGUGUUUCACAUAAACCUGCAUCUCAGACACGCACAAAGUGAUUUCAUGAACAGUUCUAUGAUGAUCAUAGUUGAAGCAGGUAAUCUUUUGAUUUGAUUUUUUUCCUUUAAAUCAGGAAUAGAAUUUUUAGUGAUGUAUCUGAACUUUUUUUUUGUUGAAAACCGACGUCAGAUACUUAAAUAUAUGUAGAGAUUUGAAUAAAGGAAGUCAUUUUGGAUUAAA